This is a messenger RNA of Cuscuta europaea, 3813 nucleotides long. NCBI's taxonomy places the organism in Eukaryota, Viridiplantae, Streptophyta, Magnoliopsida, Solanales, Convolvulaceae. The record is from the annotation of a GenBank genome assembly.
UAAUAAUGCCAUAGAUGCAGUUUCAAAAUUCUUAUUAUCUGUCAAAAAACUUGACAAGAUUUAUUAUCUAGCAUUCAGAAUCUUUGUCAAAAAACUUUGACAAGAUUUACUAUUUAUCAUUUAGGAACGGAGUGAGUAUUUUUUUAGGGUUGACCGGAUUCUAGAACUUCAGUGUGAUAUAAUUUCUGUACUUGGUUACAGGGAUGUAUUGAUAAAGUUAUACUCAUAACAUUACUUUGUUUAAUGAAUUUCAUUUUACAUGGAAUAUAACUAUAUUUGAAAACAUUAAAUCUCUCAUUAAAUAAGUUUCUUUACACAGUAUGUUGGGUAAUUUUUUGUAGGCUUUUCCAUAUGGAUCAGUGCCUCUCAAGACCUAUCUUCCGGAUGGAGAUAUUGAUUUGACUGCUCUUACUGGUCCUAGUACUGAAGAAUAUUUGGCCCGUGAUGUCCUUGCUCUUCUGAGGGAGGAAGAACAAAAAGAAAAUGUUGAGUAUAAAGUCCAGGAUACCCAAUUCAUUGAUGCUGAGGUUGUCUUGAUUCUUGAUGCUUCAUAAAGUAUACGGAGUAUUAUUUUAUGAACUAACCUGUGUUCUAGAGGUUAAACUUGUUAAAUGCCUUGUACAGAAUGUUGUCAUUGACAUAUCUUUUAAUCAGUUAGGAGGUCUCUGCACACUUUGCUUCUUAGAGCAGGUGGAUCGUCUUGUUGGCAAGAAUCAUCUCUUCAAACGCAGUAUUAUGGUGAUAAAGUCUUGGUGUUAUUAUGAAAGCCGAAUCCUUGGUGCUCAUCAUGGCCUCAUAUCUACUUAUGCAUUGGAAACACUGGUCCUAUAUAUCUUCCAGUUUUUCCAUUCAUCUUUAAAUGGUCCUCUAGCGGCACUCUAUAGAUUUUUGGAUUACUACGGUAAGUUUGAUUGGGAGAAUUACUGUGUUAGUUUGAAUGGGCCAGUUCGCAAGGCAUCCCUUCCUGAAGUUGUGGUUGAGAAGCCUGACAAUGGAGCGAAUGAGGUAUUGCUCAGUGAAGAAUUUUUUAGGAACUGUAUGGAAAUGUUCUCAGUUCCAUCCAGUGUUAGCGAAAGCAGCCGCGGAAGACCAUUCAAACUAAAGCAUCUGAAUAUAAUUGACCCAUUGAAGGAUAAUAACAAUCUUGGGCGCAGUGUUCAUAGAGGUGGGUGGCAGCGCCGGUAACAGGCAGUAACAGCUACUGUUGCCACCGGGCAAUAGCAACCACAACUGACGGUGGUGCCGGAUACUAGUAACCGCCGUUUGUAGCAGCAUUGGACAGUAGUAGCUAGCUACAGAGAUGGAAACUCUGAUGCAUGAUGCUAAUAUUGAUGUAGCUACUGCUACUAUCAGUAGUUAUUUAGUAACAAUGCGUACAUAUGGCUGCUGUUCUUAUUUGCAUAUAAAAAUGUUAAAAGUGAUGUUUUUGUAUUUAACUAUUUAUAAAUUGGUUAAGCUGUUAUUAUGAAAUUCUCCCUUUUUAUUUUUUCUUCUAAAUAUAUCAGGUUAGUUUAUAGUCAAUUUGGUUGUGUGUAGGUAAUUACUACCGCAUACGUAGUGCUUUCAAGUAUGGAGCACGCAAGCUUGGUCGGGUUCUCUUAUCCCCUCAAGAUAAAAUUGGAGAUGGGAUAAAGAAGUUCUUUGCAAACACCAUUGACAUGCAUGGCCAGAACCCCUUGUAUAAUUUAAAGAACUCAUCUUCCCUAAAAAAUUACCCCAGCAGUAUGUCGUCAUAUGAGGAUGAAAUGCCUUUGAAACCAUCAGUUGGCUAUUGUGAUGAUAGUAACAGUAGUGUUGAAUGGGAAGAUAAAGUCGGCCCUUCAAUAUUAAGAAACGAAGUUGAUGCCAAGCUGAUGAAAAAAGUAGUUUAUGAAAAUAGCUGCUCCACAACUGAGUUUACUGUAUCAGGACAUGAUCUGGUGGCUCCCACAAAGAGCACGGAUUGGGUACCCACCCAAAGCGGGCAAUUUGAUUGUGUUUAUGGGAAGCCAGUGUUUGGUUCAUUGAUAGACCAAAGUGAGAUUCUUUCUGAGAGUAGUGCAUACCACCAGUCACUGACAGAUUACAGUGAGAGCGUCUGUUCUGGUGUUUCGGAAAUCUCAACUCCAAAGACAAGCAUUUUAGAAAGCUUGCCCCUUGAUUUUAGGGAGAGGGACUUGGCCAGCUUAGCUGGCGACGAUUUGGAAGUUCUGAAUCCUUUAGCUGACCUCACAGGGGAUUAUGACAGUCAUAUUAGAAGUUUGGUGUAUGGUCAGUGUUGCCACGGGUAUGCAUCAAUGGCAUCGUUAUUGUUUGAUCCCCUGUUUAAACCAGCUCACUAUCAAGAUUUUGAGUAUCUGGACACUGUUCAUUAUUCAAAUACGGGUCCGAUUUUUGUGGGACCUGCAUUCCUUCCCUCAUCUGCUAACAACCCCUUACCAUCAAAUGUUACUUGCUAUGAAGAGAUGCCUGAAGCAACAAUACCAGAACUGUUCAUACCAAAGAUGGAUCGUUCUUGCAAAAUGAAAGGCAGGAGUAAAGAACUCUCCAGUAAAAUCCAGUUCCAAAAAGGGUCUAGUAGCAACGGAUGCAUUCCUAUGGUGUUAUCAGAGGCAAACUGUUCUGGAAAUGAGGAUGAUGAUGGCAAGCCAGACUGCUAUUUCCACUCCCAAAAACCUUCUUGUAAGAAACGUGGGAAGCUUUCUGCAUCCAACCAGUAUGCCGAUCGUGAAGAUGAAAAUGGUCUCCCGAAUUUGCCAAGUGAGAUUGAGUUUGGGUCUUUAGGGAAGCUCCCUGACGGUUUUCUUUCAGGCGCUCUUCGUGGUCUAGCCCCACCAACGAAUCUCUCUAAAAAACUAGUAUGGUGCAGAAAGGAAAGGUUUGCAGACCGUUCUUUCCGCCUGAAAAAUGAAGAAGAGUUCCCCCCAUUAACGCCCAUGUGACCCGUGAGGAAGUGAAUGAAAUCGCCCGGAGGCGAGGGUAUAUGAGACAUAAGUUAGCUGCUAACAAACCAUAGAAACACUAGGUUUUUUCUCAUUUAGAUAAACGUAAUGAUAAGAAACAAAAGUAAAGCUAUAGCUAUAGCUAUAUAUACAUAUUGCAUUUGUUAAGGUCAUGUAAAAGCCAAGACACUUGCCUAUUGGUCGGAUGAUGAAAAGAAGAUAGAAAAAUGAUUACACUGUAUAAUCAGCUUUGGCUCUCUGUAUAAUUACCUGUGGUAUAUUUACUCUAAACUUGUCCUGGGAGUCCACGUGGAUUGCGGAAUUGGCCUUGACUUAGGUAUGUUUGGGUAAUGGUAGAAGUGGUUUUAAGUUAAAAGGCGAAAUUCAUAAGAACAAUCCCUACUUUCAUGGAUUCUACAAUAAUAGUUGUGAUUGAGUGUUCAUAAAUGGGUAAUGGGGAAAACCGAAUCGGUGGAUACCCGCAUCGAACCUGAUGGAGUAUAUAGGUCUGGACCCUAGGGCCCACAUACUCAGGAGAACGGAAGGAACCAUGACCACCUGGUGGGACCCUCGUCGGCCAGAUGAUCCUCAUCGGCCAGAAAGAAGUCUACUCAGAAUGUGAUCCAGAAGCCAGGAAGAGCCGGGUGACCUCGUCUGCUGGGUCUUCGUCGGCCAUGCCCUCGUCGGCCAUAGACAGUCUCCAGAACAGGAUUUACACUUAAUCUUUUCCAUGUACUUUGUAUCCGGCCCAUUAGUGGCCCUAUUAUAGAUGGUCCUCCCAAGCCUAAGACUUGGGAGCCCAGCCCUAAUAUUUCCUAUAAAUAUUCCCUCUGGGAGUAGCUGUAAGGGUUCACAAUUCAUUAAUACAAAGCAAUUAUAAUACUUCUCUCUC